Daucus carota subsp. sativus is the source of this 2322-nucleotide messenger RNA. RefSeq lists its product as uncharacterized. The coding region runs from base 1 to 2322 and encodes 773 amino acids. Lineage: Eukaryota; Viridiplantae; Streptophyta; Magnoliopsida; Apiales; Apiaceae. The transcript has a single exon. The record is from RefSeq and is a predicted model, not a curated record.
AUGGCGGAGACAAUCAGAAAGAUGCAAGCAGACAUGGAUGCUCAGAAAGAAGCAUGGAGGUCGGAGAGGGAGACAUUACAAUCUGAGAAUCAGGCAUUACGCAGAACCAGAACUACGACAAGGCAAACAUUGGCAAGUGGGGCUAGGCGUCUGAACAUGGACGAUGGAGAUGAAGAAGAGUGUGACGAGGAGAUUGAAAUGGAAAACCCUAAUCACGAGAAUCCAGAGGUCAACGAUGAACGUGAAAAUGAAAACGGUCUCGGGGGACAUAACGGAAGACAUGGACGUAACAAGAAGAGAAAGAAAGGACAUAAAUCUCCCAAAUCACGCAGCCACGCGACAGAACCUAUGUGGAAGGAAUUACAGGACCUGAAAGAAAUAGUGCAACGUAUCCCGGGAGUACCUAAACCCCUGGAGAAGGCUGCACCCUUAAGCUACGCAGAUUCCCCCUUCUGUGACAACAUAGCCAUGGUGGAAACGCCAAAACGCUUCGCGGUGUCACCCAUGAAAGCCUACGACGGCACGACCGAUCCACAAGAACAUGUGGCACAAUAUAAACAGAGGAUGUUUACUGUACCCAUCACGAGAGAACACCAAGAGCCAUGCAUGUGCAAGGGCUUUGGAUCAACACUCACAGGACCAGCGCUUCAGUGGUUUGUCGGCUUGCCCAACGGGAGCAUUAAGACGUUCGCAGAUCUGGUUGACGCCUUCAAUCUCCAAUUUGCUAGAAGUCGAGUAUUUGAGAAGACCACGAGUGACCUGUACAAGAUCGUGCAGAGGUAUAGAGAACCGCUUCGGGAGUAUUUGACGAGAUUCAACCAUGAAAAGGUCACGAUAACAAACUGUGACAUCCCCACGGCUAUAGAAGCCUUCCGAAGAGGUCUGGAACGGGAUUCACCACUUUACGACGAGCUGACGAAGUAUCCAUGUCAAACCAUGGAUGAUGUGCAGGCCAAGGCCAUGGCCCAAGUGAGAUUGGAGGAAGAUAAGCAAGUGGACGACGAUAAGUACUACUGUCCCAACAGGAAGAUCACGACAUCCAGGAUGCGGGACAACAGGCCUUACGCCAGGACAACGAGAGAGGACGUAAGGAUCAGUUCAACGCAAGAGAGAACAGACUGGAGGAAGGACCCCAACCUGCCGCCAACAUACGACAGCUAUGGCUUUACGCUAACGCCGUCAGCCUUGAUGAGAGAAUUCACCAAGAUGGGGGAUAUUGUGAAAUGGCCUCCCAAGACAAAUAAGCCAAAGUCGAACCCGGAUUCAAAGUUAUGGUGUGAUUUCCAUGGGGACUACGGACACCGCACCUAUGAUUGUGUGGCAUUGAGGAAAGAGCUACAAAUUUUAAUUAAGAAAGGAUACCUGAUCGAGUUCAUGACGGGAAGCAAGUCAGCGCAUACCGGAGAAGACUGGACAUCUCCAGGACACUUGCCUCCUCCACCACACCAAAAGGUGAUCAACUUCAUAGCUGGGGGAUCAGAACUAUCUGGCACAACGUACUCUCAGGCAAAACGCGUAGCAAGAGAAACCAACAUAAGAGUAUUCAGGGCAGAGAUUUCGGAUUUUAGGACGCCGGCUUUGACGUUCGACGAGUCUGACAGGGAACACGUCACGGAACCCCAACAUGACAGUCUCGUCAUCUCACUCACAGUUGGAAAUUGUUUCAUAAGGCGCAUUCUGGUUGAUAAUGGAAGUGCAACGAACAUUAUGAUGCUGGGAACGCUGCAACAAAUGGGCUUGACAGAAGCCGACAUGGUCAUGAAGACAACCACGCUAGUUGGAUUUAGUGGAGAAACUAAGAGGAUAGUCGGGGAGAUCACACUGCCAACAUAUGCACAAGGGUUGAAUCUCUUAACAAAGUAUGUGGUUAUGGAUGGAGAUUCAACAUACAACAUCAUCUUGGGGAGACCAUGGAUUCAUGACCUGAAGGCAGUCCCCUCCACCUAUCACCAAGUUAUCAAGUUCCCGACACCAUGGGGAAUUCAAGAAAUUCAGGGAGAUCAAAGCUUUAUCAACAAGAUGUCUCAGGUGCAGAUCAAUCAAACAAUGGAAAUCGGCAUCGACAAUAUGGAUUUGACAGACUUUGUGGCUGACUUCAGUCCAAGCCAACUACGACAAGAAGAGUAUGAACAUGUUAUGUCAAAAGUAAAAGCUCGAUCCCAGAAGACAGACGCCAAUGAGACGUCAGACAAGAACGGCACAGGACAGGGGCUUGCACUCAAGUCGCCACAGGGGGAUACAAUGGCUACAAUUCAUAAGUCUGCGGACGUGUGCGAAGCGCCCUGCUAUGACAAUGCAAUACUUGGACACGACAGCUUUUAG